UCAAUCGAGGACCUCACCAGUAUUUUCACCGAUGGUGAGCGGGCGCUUUGCGUGGCUAUUCACUACCUACCUAUUGCUAUUGCUAUUGCUAUUGCUAUUGCUAUUGCUAUUGCUAUUGCUAUUGCUAUUGCUAUUGCUAUUGCUAGCGAUGGCAAUGGCAAUAGACAGUGACAGCAAGAGUGAUGGACAGCGACGGCAAGAGCGAUGGAUACCCUGUCAACAAGCAGCUGGGGUAAAGCUGCAAUGGAGUACUUAGACCUCCUGACGCUGCAUUACAGUGCGAUCAUGAAUUUCAAUCGCACAACAUCCACGAAAAGCGAGCAGGCCCCAGACAGGCAUCUGCUAUCAUCACAAAGGCCAACUUCCGCACAGUCGAGGUGCUACCAACAUACCAGGACCGGUCCAUGCCGUCUGUCCGGUCGUUGUUGUCCAACUUUAGGUUGUCCAGCGGGAAAAUGCUUGCCAAGAACGAACUAGACUGCAUCCUGGCUUGGAUUGCGCAAAAGUCUGAUAAGCUUGAUUUUACCUCGUUCGCCGGAACCUACCACUGCGAGACCGUCAUGUUUUCCCUCCAGCUCCUAGCACGAGACCGGGUCAACAUGACCACAACCAGCGCGGCAGAGAGAGGAGUCCUCCUCCCCGACAAGGAGGUUGUCAACGAGUUUGUGAAGGACAUCACCAUCCUGCCAGUGACCAAGCGCUGCUGCCCAGCCUGCCACAUACUCCUCAAUUACGUCUCAGAUCUGACUCUCAAGGCUAUAAGGUACCCUGGCAGUCAUCCGCACUGGUCGAGCUGCUCGCUGCCUCCCUGGAUUACCAAGGAUGCCGGCGAGCACAUGCUUAGACAAGCUAGCGAUGUGCUGCAACAUCGUCUGAUGCGUAUUCCUGAACUUGUCAGGAAGGAGCAGAGUUAGGGUUCGAACUCUUCCAAUAACGAGAGUCCCCGGACCUCAAAUCACGACGAGUCUAAGGCAUAUGAUGAUAGCGUGGAAGGGGAUGGUUUCGAAUAAGGAGUUA
Phialemonium atrogriseum is the source of this 1017-nucleotide messenger RNA. RefSeq lists its product as uncharacterized. The transcript has a single exon. NCBI's taxonomy places the organism in Eukaryota, Fungi, Ascomycota, Sordariomycetes, Cephalothecales, Cephalothecaceae. The record is from RefSeq and is a predicted model, not a curated record. Bases 405 to 914 code for a protein of 169 amino acids.